This is a messenger RNA of Calypte anna (Anna's hummingbird), 1910 nucleotides long. It is a transcript of the gene GMDS, whose product is annotated as GDP-mannose 4,6-dehydratase. Gene Ontology annotation, molecular function: GDP-mannose 4,6-dehydratase activity. Bases 188 to 1312 code for a protein of 374 amino acids. The record is from RefSeq and is a predicted model, not a curated record. The transcript is spliced from 11 exons. Lineage: Eukaryota; Metazoa; Chordata; Aves; Apodiformes; Trochilidae. Gene Ontology annotation, biological process: GDP-mannose metabolic process.
GCGCGGAAAUGCGGUGUCCGGAGCGGCAGAGGUAGCCUUCGGGUGGUCGGCAGCUCAUGUGCGAGCCACGUUCGGUAGCUGCAGGCGUCCUUCCCUCCGUGCCCGCCCCCAGAGCCCUGAGCCGGCCCCCUCCCCAGCAGCGGUCGCGCCUCCGCCCCGCACCUGGGCCCUACCCGCUGCCGGGAAGAUGGCACAGCCGGCGACGGAGACGUCUGCCUGCGCCGCGGCUGCGGAAGACGACGGCGACGAGGUGAACGGCAGGAAGGUGGCUCUCAUCACCGGCAUCACCGGGCAGGAUGGAUCGUACUUGGCUGAGUUCCUGCUGGAAAAAGGCUACGAGGUGCAUGGCAUUGUUCGUCGGUCUAGUUCUUUUAAUACGGGCCGGAUUGAACAUCUUUAUAAGAACCCACAGGCUCACAUCGAAGGAAACAUGAAGCUACACUAUGGUGAUCUCACGGACAGCACCUGCCUGGUGAAGAUCAUUAAUGAAGUCAAGCCCACCGAGAUAUACAACCUGGGAGCUCAGAGCCAUGUCAAGAUUUCUUUCGACCUAGCAGAAUAUACUGCUGACGUUGAUGGGGUUGGCACUUUACGGCUCCUAGAUGCUAUUAAGACCUGUGGCCUUAUCAACUCUGUGAAGUUCUACCAAGCCUCCACCAGUGAACUUUUUGGAAAAGUGCAAGAAAUCCCACAAAAGGAGACCACCCCUUUUUACCCAAGAUCUCCUUACGGGGCAGCAAAACUGUAUGCCUACUGGAUUGUGGUGAACUUCAGAGAGGCCUACAAUCUCUUUGCUGUGAACGGCAUCCUCUUCAAUCAUGAAAGCCCCAGGAGAGGGGCCAACUUCGUUACUCGAAAAAUUAGCCGAUCGGUAGCGAAGAUUCAUCUUGGACAGCUGGAUUGCUUCAGCCUGGGCAAUCUGGAUGCUAAGAGAGACUGGGGCCAUGCCAAGGACUAUGUUGAGGCCAUGUGGCUGAUGUUGCAAACGGAGGAGCCUGAGGACUUUGUCAUAGCCACUGGGGAGGUCCAUAGUGUCCGUGAAUUUGUGGAGAAGUCAUUUAAACACAUUGGGAAAACCAUUGUGUGGGAAGGGAAGAAUGAAAAUGAAGUAGGACGAUGCAAAGAGACUGGCAAGAUUCAUGUGACAGUCAAUCACAAGUACUACAGGCCAAGUGAAGUGGAUUUUCUGCAAGGGGACUGUACCAAAGCCAGACAAAAGCUGAACUGGAAGCCAAGAGUCACAUUUGAUGAGCUGGUGAGGGAGAUGGUGGAUGCCGACGUGGAGCUCAUGAGAAACAACCCCAACGCCUGAGCCCUGCCUGGGCCCGUGGGUGUCACAGGACCUGUGCUAGGGACACACCCCACAACUGGCACUGCUGUGAGCCCGAUGUGGGUGGCCACCCCUCUACGUGAUGGUUUUAUUGCUGGCCUGCCCCUGUGAAAAAGCCCAGUUUUUUUCCCACUCUCCACACCUUCCUGGUGCCUCUCUCUCUACACAUCAUCCUAGGGUCAGUCCUGCCUGGGCUAGCUCUGGCUCCUCCAAUUAACUGGGGAGGGGAUCACACACACACACCUCCUCUUAAUACUGUACCCGAGGUACUGAUUGGACAGCAAGCCCUCUGAUUUCCAUUUCUUAAUUAAAACUCAUCUUUCUAUUACCUAAGACCUCCAGCACGUUUUUAGUACUUUCUCCCAUUUGAAAAGGAAAACCAAAAGCAUCCCUAGCCCUCCACCCCUCAAGCUCCCCUUUCUUCCAGUACCAGCAACAAACCUCUGGCAUUAACAUGGGCUUGCCACCUCUCCAGCCUUUGCUACAUGGCUUCCCUUCUUUUGCCUUUCCUGAACACUCCUUGUAUUUUUUCCUGCAGCCUUACCUCCACCCCAGCAGCCCAUUUCCACCACUUGAACUC